Mizuhopecten yessoensis (Yesso scallop) is the source of this 1790-nucleotide messenger RNA. RefSeq names its product E3 ubiquitin-protein ligase TRIM56-like. The record is from RefSeq and is a predicted model, not a curated record. Gene Ontology annotation, biological process: positive regulation of DNA-templated transcription. Bases 1 to 1413 code for a protein of 470 amino acids. Gene Ontology annotation, cellular component: chromatin; nucleoplasm. Gene Ontology annotation, molecular function: ubiquitin-protein transferase activity; zinc ion binding. The transcript has 2 exons. Lineage: Eukaryota; Metazoa; Mollusca; Bivalvia; Pectinida; Pectinidae.
AUGAUUCGAGCACACGCUGUUCAACAGGAGUUCCUCAGGUGCAAUGCUUGUAGUGAGGAUUACGACGAGGAGAUCCACAUACCAAGAGUGUUACCUUGUCUACAUACCCACUGUCAAGUCUGUAUCCGUAAAUUGUCGACCACGAACAUCAUUAUCUGUCCUAACUGUAGGACAAAGAAUAGACUUCCAACAACAGGGGUACGUGGCUUACCUAUAGACACAACGAGACGGAAUCUGUGCGAGUUUAUAAAAUUGAGAAAGACAGAUUCAUGUAUUACUUGCAAAGAUUGUCCCGAGGAUAAUGAAGCUUCAGGCUUCUGUAAAGAUUGUAAUAUAUACCUAUGCUUGGACUGUAAGGAGACACACAAACGGAGCAUCGCGACUAGAUCCCAUGAAAUUUUGAAAAUUGAAAAUAUGAAAGUUUUUGCUGGUUCAGAGGUAUUUCGGCGGCGUCUGAAGUGCACAAAGUCGGGUCACGAGGGCCAGCUAUUGGCCUUCUACUGUUCCAAGAAGGAGUGCAGAGCGCCAUUGUGUAAAGUGUGCAUAGAGCGGGAUCACAAAACGUCCGAAGGUCACGUGGUACAAAAUAUAGAAGAGGUGCAGCAACUGAAAAUGACUGAAUUGAAGAGGGUUUUCUGCCACCUGGGAGAUAUGGUCACAUUUACAAGGACAAUAGUUGAACAACUGGAGCAGGAAAUACUGAAUAUUGACAUCAGGGAAUUUGAAAUGGAAAAAGAAUUAGAGUCAACGUUCACUGAAUGCCAAAGGAUGUUAGAAAAACGGAAAGACGAUUUAAAAGCAGAAAUUUCAAAAAUCUGUAAAAGGCAAAGGGUCGUCUUAGUAAGCAAAUCAGAAAAGAUGGGAAACUUCAUUGACACGGUUACGAAGAAAGAUGAUGAUGACUAUAAAUCUGUUUCAGUUCGCCUUAUUCUGUUUCUGUUUACAGCCCCGGAGAUUAUAUUGGACAGAGACACGGUCCACAAAUACCGUGCUGUCAGUGACUGCGGUCGAAAACUUCACAGCAAGCCAACAUCUAAGACAAAGCCUGGACAACCAUUGUACCGUAGGAAACAGCUGCAAACCUACCGAGGUGUUGUAGGAAAUCGGUCGUUUCAUCAGCCGGGCAGAUUCUAUUUCGAGGUAGUUAUUGACAUCGAUAUCCUGAAGGACUUGGAUAACUCCAACUUCGUGUUUGAGGUAGGCCUUUGUAGCUUAGAGGAAGUAGAUCGGGUCACUACCUAUAUGAACAAGACCACGCCUGGUCACUUUGUGGGCAGCAUUGUGAACGGCAUGACAUGGUGUGUCGGUACCUUCGCCACAGAGGGCGCAACCUUAUGCACAGAGAACUCACUUUCAGGACAGCAGGGACUCGGUUAUGUGAAGGGUACGGAUUCCUGCUUGACACGGAGUUGAGCAGGUUGACCGUGUACGACUGCCUGACACAUACCAAGAUCUUCACAUUCGAUGACGUCGGUCCUAGUCUGGAACUGUGGCCCGUAUUUGGUUGUCACUGGCCAAGUAAGGUUAAUGUCACUAUAACGGUCAGGAGUGGACGUGACAUUACUCUGCCCGAUGUUCUUGCUACACGCUCACUCUCAAUGGUAACGUAAGAUGGCAAAAUUAUGCAAUAACACAUGGUUCAGUAAAUAUGUUCAACUUUGUUCGGCUUUUUGCAUCCACAAUCUAGACUUUGUAAAUUUAUGUUCACAAAACUUUGUAUUUCUAGUUGUUAUUUUUAGUUAGUUCGCAAGCAGCUGGGCCAUGAUUUUUUCAUGAUCUCUGGACAUUCA